Molecule: messenger RNA, 1767 nt
Organism: Ananas comosus (pineapple)
Lineage: Eukaryota; Viridiplantae; Streptophyta; Magnoliopsida; Poales; Bromeliaceae
Product: inorganic phosphate transporter 1-6-like
Exons: 3
Coding region: 1-1632 (543 amino acids)
Biological process (GO): phosphate ion transport; transmembrane transport
Cellular component (GO): membrane
Molecular function (GO): phosphate transmembrane transporter activity
Source: RefSeq, a predicted model, not a curated record
AUGGCCGGAGAGCAGCAGCUGCAGGUGUUGAACGCGCUGGACGUGGCAAAGACGCAGUGGUACCACUUCACGGCGAUCGUCGUGGCCGGCAUGGGGUUCUUCACGGACGCCUACGACCUCUUCUGCAUCUCGCUGGUCACGAAGCUCCUCGGCCGCAUCUACUACACCCUCCCGGGCUCCCCGACCCCCGGCUCACUGCCCCCGAACGUCUCCGCCGCUGUCAACGGCGUCGCCUUCAUCGGCACCCUCUCGGGCCAGCUCUUCUUCGGCUGGCUCGGCGACAAGAUGGGCCGCAAGCGCGUCUACGGCAUGACCCUCAUGCUCAUGGUCCUCUGCUCCGUCGCCUCCGCCCUCUCCUUCGGCCACACCCCCUCCUCCGUCCUCGCCACCCUCUGCUUCUUCCGCUUCUGGCUCGGCUUCGGCAUCGGCGGUGACUACCCCCUCUCCGCCACCAUCAUGUCCGAGUACGCCAAUAAGAAAACGCGCGGCGCCUUCAUCGCCGCCGUCUUCGCCAUGCAGGGUUUCGGCAUCCUCGCAGGCGGGCUUGUCGCGAUAGUGGUGUCCACCGCGUUCAAGAACCGGUUCCCGGCCCCGGCCUACGCGGACGACCCGGCAGGGUCCUUGGUCCCGGAGGCGGACUUUGUGUGGCGGAUCAUCCUCAUGUUCGGGGCCAUCCCCGCGGGGCUGACCUACUACUGGCGGACGAAGAUGCCGGAGACGGCCCGGUACACCGCGCUCGUCGCCAAGAACGCGAAGCAGGCGGCGGCCGACAUGUCGAAGGUCCUGCAAAUGGAGAUCACCGAGGAGCAGGCCAAGUUCCGAUCCGCCGCCGGCGACUCCGAGGGGAAAAAGCCCUUCGGCCUCUUCUCGAAGGAGUUCGUCAGCCGCCACGGUCUCCACCUCCUCGGCACGGCGACGACUUGGUUCCUCCUCGACAUCGCCUUCUACUCGCAGAACCUCUUCCAGAAGGACAUCUUCAGCGCCAUCGGGUGGAUCCCCAAGGCCGCGAAGAUGAGCGCGCUCGAGGAGCUCUACCGGAUCGCCCGGGCCCAGACGCUGAUCGCCCUCUGCGGCACCGUCCCCGGCUACUGGUUCACCGUCGGCCUCAUCGACGUCGUCGGCCGCUUCACUAUCCAGCUCGUCGGCUUCCUCAUGAUGACUGUCUUCAUGCUCGGCCUCGCCAUCCCCUACCACCACUGGACCACCCCGGGAAACCACAUCGGGUUCGUGAUCAUGUACGGAUUCACGUUCUUCUUCGCCAACUUCGGGCCGAACAGCACGACGUUCAUCGUGCCGGCGGAGAUAUUCCCCGCGCGGCUGCGGUCGACAUGCCACGGGAUCUCGGCGGCAUCGGGGAAGCUCGGGGCGAUCAUCGGGUCGUUCGGGUUCCUGUACCUGGCGCAGAACCCGGACCCGGCGAAGGCGGACCACGGCUACCCGCCGGGGAUCGGGGUGCGCAACUCGCUGUUCCUGCUCGCCGGGUGCAACUUGCUGGGCCUGCUCUUCACUUUCCUCGUCCCGGAGUCGAAGGGGAAGUCGCUCGAGGAGAUGUCGGGCGAGAACGAGGACGGCGACACCGCCACCGCCGCAGAGCCGGCGCCCGCGGGAUACAACCGGACCGUGCCCGUGUAGUGUUGUUACAGAUAACUGCUUAAUUUAAUUAUAUACAAGUAAUUAAGUGGUUACAUUUUAUAUAUCUACUGUGAUCGAGUACUUUUUAAAUAUGUAUGAUCUCAUUUCCGAUCUGUUGUUUUUUUUUUAUUUUUA